Molecule: messenger RNA, 468 nt
Organism: Lagenorhynchus albirostris (white-beaked dolphin)
Lineage: Eukaryota; Metazoa; Chordata; Mammalia; Artiodactyla; Delphinidae
Product: eosinophil cationic protein-like
Exons: 1
Coding region: 1-468 (155 amino acids)
Biological process (GO): innate immune response in mucosa; chemotaxis
Molecular function (GO): RNA nuclease activity; nucleic acid binding
Source: RefSeq, a predicted model, not a curated record
AUGGUUCCAAGACAGCAGAAUGCCCAGCUUCCUCUCUUUUUGCUGCUGGGGCUCUUGGGAAUGGUGAUCUCAGUCCACGCCCAAUUAACCCCGGCUCAGUGGUUUCAGAUUCAGCACCUAAAUAUGGCCCACCGUCGAUGCGAUGAUGCAAUGCGGGUGGUUAACGGUUACAAAAGGGCAUGCAAAGAUAAAAAUACUUUUCUCCACACAACGUUUGCUGCCGUAGCUCGUGUUUGUCACACCACAAAUGUAACCUGCCCUAGAUCACGGGAGACGAAUUGUCAUAGAAGCCCAUAUCCAGUGCCUGUAACCUACUGCAACCGCAUAAGAAAGGAAAACGAUUAUAGGAACUGCCGUUAUGGACAGAGAAGUAAUCGGAAGAUCUACAUCAUUGCGUGUGGAAACAGAUUACCACAGGACGAUGCCAGGUACCCCCUGGUUCCAGUUCACUUGGAUGACAUCAUCUAA